GUACAGGUACAGGUAUCUUUGGAUAUACAGUAUAACACUUUCACGAUGUUCCAACUUCAGUUGGAUAAAGUGUCUCUCGUCGGCUUGUUGCAGUUUCGAUUGUUCGUGUCGUGUGUCUCAACUUUCGCCGCUUUGAAAGGCUGCUUAUCACAAUCAUUUCCGACAAGUCAAGUAAACCGGCAACAUGUUAAGAUGCAGUCCAUCCGAGAUCACCUUGACAAUCGCAGAUGUCAACCUCACUCGACAGCGUAUGAUGGCGCACCAGACUCGUCCCGGAACGUCUCCCAACUCCUCCGAGCGACUUGAAGAAGAGCUGAGAAUAUGGCGUCGAAAUGGCAUCGUUGGUAGUGGGAGGGACCCGGGCUUUGUCCAACCGCGACAUGCUUUACAGGUCGACGGGGAGGCACCGUCUUUUCCACCAUUGCCGACCUUGCUUGACUUCGACCCUGCAGAAUCCUCUCAAGGCGAGGGAGCUCAUUCGGAGUCACGGCGGACUAGAAGUUCUGGCUCGCACAGCGAGAGCUAUUUAGAAGCGUCGGAUAUUUCUCCCGGUGCUCAAACCGCUCGUCCCAUUACAGACUCUUCUGAGCAGGCAACGGACGUCCUCAGGGAAUGCGUGGAUCUACUGUCUGCAAGCAUAUCCACACAGCUGUCCCUGAAUGCUGUGGAGGAAAGUGUUAGGGUGACUGCAGCGAAUGUCCCCUCGUUCUCAAUAGCCACCUCCGGAAACGAGCUUCCACCAAUGGCGGCAGGAUUGCCUGCGUCGACCCGUCCUGACAAGGCUAAUUAUGUUCGCCGGGGGAACCAGAUAUCUUUCAGUUACGUGACUGAAGAGGAUAACAAUUGCGACGCGGUCUUUCAGUCCCUCAACCCGAUCACCGGAACUCCUUCAUUGGAGAUCGGUGUAGACCGCCCGUCGUCGAGCCGGUCGUCAGUGGAAGCCGUCUACCAUUCUUUUGAUCAAAGUCCAUCAGAAAGCAUCGUGGACCUCUCGGACAACAACGGAGAAGCCCGAUCGCCCAAGAGCUCGAACGCAAAAUGCUCCACCUUGGAGCCACCUGAACAAGAUGUCCACUCUGGAUUAUCGAGUGCUCCAUUGUCCACGUCGUUACAGAUAGGACGUGGGCCAUCGCCCGGACCGAACAGCACGGAACUCCGGAAACUUCACUUGGAACCAGGGCAACCGUCGCAGCCUUUCCUUGCGGCCAACCGACCUCAUGUGCUCGAUCUUACCAGCCCAACCUGGUCUAGUAGAGCACACCUGACGGUCGAACGACCUGCUGAUGCUAUACCACGAAGCAAUCCUAGCGCCUCUAGAGAGAUUUCAGAGCAAUAUCCUUCUACCAGCCGCCCUUUACGACAUCCUACUUCUCCGCUGGUCAUACCAGCAUCUUCGCGAAGGCUUUCUCAAACACACGCAUCCCCUCCAAAUGCCUCGACAUCGACAACAGUCCUUCACACGCCGCAAAACUCUACCCCGCGCACUCCAUCGGCCACUAGAGCAAUCAACGUUACCGAACCCCAUCUAGAAGCUCCACCACGCCGACGCACGCGACGCCAUCGAACCCAGAGUGAGCGAUAUCACCAGUCAAACCACGAUCCCAGACGAAGCGCGGCGACUUCAGCCCACAUUCACCCCGAGGCGGCAAUUCCUCCAAUACCGCCAUGGCCCCGUCGACAUUAUUUUAUCCCCGACCGUCCAUCCGACUCUCAGGCGGGAGCAUACCUGCUACCCCCGUCCCUACAAAUUGGCGUCCCAAUCAUCCCUGCGCGGAGACCGAUGCGACGCAAUCAGGAGAACGUGUCCGAAGUCGACGACCAAGCGUUGCGAGAGGAAGCGAGGUCUGUAGCGGCGAGGAACGAGGGCGGGGCGGUCUUGAAUGUUACUCCUCCACACGAGGGACGGUUGGAGGGCGAGUUUCGGAGGAGGUUCCAGGGUGCGUAGCGGAGUUUGGGGUUGCGUGGUUCUCGAUUAUUGGGGUCACAUUAGUUGAGCUUUGGAUAUGAUUAUGCCGGGUG
Messenger RNA from Eremomyces bilateralis CBS 781.70, 2019 nucleotides. RefSeq lists its product as uncharacterized. The coding region runs from base 185 to 1945 and encodes 586 amino acids. NCBI's taxonomy places the organism in Eukaryota, Fungi, Ascomycota, Dothideomycetes, Eremomycetales, Eremomycetaceae. The transcript has a single exon. The record is from RefSeq and is a predicted model, not a curated record.